AACAAACUAACUCCAAGUUUACCAAGAAACAUGUACUCCAAAUUUUCAAAUCGAAACGAUGCCGGGUCGAAUUCUUGUCCUGAUGAGCUCCGGUGAGCUUCUAGAGAGCUUCAUUCCCAAUUAACCUUCACGUGGAUCCCCGCAAAACAGCUUUACGCGAAAACGCGAACGCGUCUCCGCAACAUUUUCAAAUCGUUUUGAAAUCAUGUUCAAAUCAAAUCACAAUCCACAACCCCGAAAUCAUUCACCUCAAUAACAAAUCAAUUCAAAAUGGCUCUUAUAGUAGAUAAACAUCGUCCUCGGUCUCUUGAUCAACUUACCUAUCAUGAUGAUUUAUCCGAUCGUCUGAGAUCUCUCGUAUGUUUUCCUAUUUCUUCAAAUAUGAAUAACUCUCUCAUACACAAAUUCAACGUACUCCCCUACAUAACUCACACUCACAAUAAUCCUAACAUCUAGGCACAAUCAGGCGAUUUUCCACAUCUGCUUCUCUACGGACCUUCUGGCGCCGGCAAAAAAACUCGCAUCGUAUGCACUCUGAAAGAACUCUACGGCCCCUCAGUCGAAAAAAUCAAAAUCGAUUCCCGCGUCUUCCAACUCUCUUCUUCGUCUCGAAAACUCGAAUUCAAUAUCGUUUCCUCUUUGUAUCAUUUAGAAAUCACUCCUUCGGAUGUAGGAAACUAUGAUCGCGUGGUGAUUUCGGAGUUGUUGAAGGAAGUGGCGCAGACGCAGCAGGUGGAUCAGAGUGCCAAACAGAGGUUUAAGGUAGUGGUUAUUAAUGAGGCGGAUGGGUUGAGUCGGGAUGCUCAGGCCGCGUUGAGGAGGACCAUGGAGAAGUAUAGUGGGAAUGUUAGGUUGAUUCUAGUGGCUAAUAGUACGUCGGGGAUUAUUGGGCCGAUUAGGAGUAGGACGUUGUUGGUUAGGGUGGGGGCGCCGACUGAGGGGGAUAUUGUAAAGGUGCUUGAGAAGAGUGGGAAGAGGGAGGGGUGGGGAGUUAGUAGGGGGUUCUUGGAGAGAGUCGCGAAGGAGAGUGGUAGGAAUUUAAGGAGGGCGCUUUUGAUGUAUGAGGCAGCGCAUGCGCAGAAGUAAGUUUUGUUCCUUUUUUUCCUUCUUGGAUGUAUUUAUACUUUACUAUGUACUCUUGUGAGAGAUACCAUACUAACUCACCUCAGCGAAACAAUAAACGACAACACACCCAUUCCACCUCCCGAUUGGGAAGCACUCCUCUCAACCAUCGCACACAGCAUGACCGUUGAACACACUCCAGCACAAAUUCUCAAAAUCCGCGCGCAACUUUACGAUCUCCUCACACAUUGUAUCCCCGCCACAACCAUUCUCAAAACACUAACGUGGAAACUUAUGCCAUUAGUAGAUGAUGCAUUGAAAAGCGAUAUAGUUAAAUGGGCGGCGUUUUAUGAACAUAGGUGUAAGACGGGUACGAAGGUUAUAUUCCAUCUAGAAGCUUUUGUGGCGAAGUUUAUGAGGGUUAGUGAGGAAUGGUUAAUGGCUAUGGAAGUUGAGUAGGGGGGACGAGGGGCUAAAGUUUGAGGCUCGGCUGAGAGCGAGGCCAGGUUAUGGGAAGGAGAUCUAGAAUUAAUGACAUGCAAAGUUAUGUAACCUUAGGUUAACUGGCGUUUGAGGUGUGAAUGAUAUCGAUAUGGAAAAUGGCGGGCGGAUACACUAUCGAUGUCCAUGUGGCGGUUCGAGUUAUUCUAUUUACUCGAGUAGUUGUAGUAGCUAUAGUAUAAUGAUUAAGUAAGUAGGAAAACAGAAAAUGAUAAUUACAUCUAUAUAUAACUCGAUGUGUACAUAUACAACUCUCAGUCUCAGCCCCAGCCCCAGCCUCAGCGACAU
Sclerotinia trifoliorum is the source of this 1851-nucleotide messenger RNA. The record is from the annotation of a GenBank genome assembly. Lineage: Eukaryota; Fungi; Ascomycota; Leotiomycetes; Helotiales; Sclerotiniaceae.